Glycine soja is the source of this 3411-nucleotide messenger RNA. Its product is annotated as TMV resistance protein N-like. The coding region runs from base 153 to 3275 and encodes 1040 amino acids. Lineage: Eukaryota; Viridiplantae; Streptophyta; Magnoliopsida; Fabales; Fabaceae. Gene Ontology annotation, molecular function: ADP binding; ATP hydrolysis activity. The record is from RefSeq and is a predicted model, not a curated record. The transcript is spliced from 4 exons. Gene Ontology annotation, biological process: defense response; signal transduction.
UCUUAUCCAAAAUCUUAAAAUUCAGUUUCAACAAUUUCACUUUUAUGUAGGACUUCAACUCACAUUUAUAACUUAUCUCCGAUGAGGGAUUACUCACCAUGAGUUGACAUCCUAGUUUCUUUGCGUUUGUAUUUUCGAAGUUCCUAAAUCAUAUGGCAGAAAGAGCAGAACCAUCCUCGUCUUCCUUCGCAGACAAAUGGAAUUUUUAUGAUGUCUUCCUCAGUUUUAGAGGCAAAGACACUCGUCAAAAUUUCACUGGCCAUCUCUACAAUUCUCUAUUCAAAAAUGGAAUUCUUACUUUCAUAGAUGAUAAAGGGCUUAGGAGGGGGGAAGAAAUUACACCAGCUCUUCUCAAUGCCAUUAAGAAUUCAAGGAUUGCCAUCAUUGUUUUCUCAGAGGACUAUGCAUCCUCAACUUAUUGCUUGGAUGAACUUGUCACGAUCCUUGAGAGCUUCAAGGAAGAAGAGGGUCGAUCAAUUUAUCCAAUAUUUUAUUAUGUGGAUCCAUCACAAGUUCGGCAUCAAACAGGGACUUAUUCAGAUGCAUUGGCAAAACACGAAGAAAGGUUCCAAUAUGACAUUGACAAAGUGCAACAAUGGAGGCAGGCUUUAUAUCAAGCAGCUAAUCUAUCAGGCUGGCAUUUCCAUGGAUCUCAACCAGAGUAUAAGUUUAUACUAAAGAUUGUUAAAGAGAUCUCUGAAAAGAUUGAUUGUGUUCCUUUACACGUUGCUGAUAAACCAAUUGGGCUAGAGUAUGCAGUGCUAGCAGUGAAAUCUCUCUUUGGACUCGAAUCUGAUGUCAGCAUGAUAGGAAUAUAUGGUAUUGGUGGUAUAGGUAAAACCACAAUUGCUCGUGCCGUGUAUAACAUGAGUUUUAGUAAAUUUGAAGGCAUCUGUUUCCUCCCUGACAUUAGAGAAAAGGCAAUUAAUAAGCAUGGCCUUGUUGAACUCCAAGAAAUGCUACUUUCUGAAACACUCAAGGAGAAAGAUAUCAAAGUGGGACAUGUCAACAAAGGAAUUCAAAUAAUAAAACAGAGGCUUCAACAAAAGAAGGUUCUUUUAAUUCUAGAUGAUGUUGACAAAUUAGAGCAGUUAAAGGUCCUUGCAGGACAAUAUGAUUGGUUUGGUUCUGGAAGUAUAAUCAUUAUCACCACAAGAGACAAACACUUGCUGGCUACUCAUGAGGUGGUAAAAUUAUAUGAGGUUAAACCAUUAAAUGAUGAAAAAUCUCUUGAAUUGUUUGAUUGGCAUGCCUUUAAAAAUAAUAAAACUGAUCCAAGUUAUGUGACUAUUUCAAACCGUGCAGUUUCUUAUGCAUGUGGCCUUCCCUUGGCUUUGGAAGUUAUAGGUUCUGACUUAUUUGGAAAAAGUUUGAAUGAAUGUAAUUCUGCAUUGGAUAAAUAUGAAAGAAUUCCUCAUGAAAAAAUCCAUGAAAUAUUUAAAGUAAGCUAUGAUGGUUUGGAAGAAAACGAGAAGGGGAUUUUCCUUGACAUUGCUUGUUUCUUGAAUACUUUUAAAGUGAGCUAUGUCACACAAAUGCUACACGCUCAUGGUUUUCAUCCAGAAGAUGGUUUGAGAGUGUUGGUUGACAAAUCUCUCGUAAAGAUUGAUGCUUCUGGUUUUGUGAGAAUGCAUGAUCUAAUUAGAGAUACAGGCAUAGAAAUUGUAAGGCAAGAAUCAACAGUUGAGCCUGGCAGACGUAGUAGGUUAUGGUUUAAAGAGGACAUUGUUCAUGUUUUGGAAGAAAAUACGGGAACUGAUAAAAUAGAAUUCAUAAAGCUUGAAGGGUACAACAACAUACAAGUGCAAUGGAAUGGAAAAGCCUUCCAGAAGAUGAAGAACCUGAGAAUUUUGAUAAUUGAAAAUACAACCUUUUCUACAGGCCCUGAGCAUCUACCAAAUAGUUUGAGAUUUCUAGACUGGAGCUGCUAUCCUUCACCAUCUUUACCAUCUGAUUUCAAUCCAAAACGAGUUGAGAUACUCAAAAUGCCUGAAAGUUGCCUUAAAAUCUUCCAACCUCACAAGAUGCUUGAAUCAUUGUCUAUAAUAAACUUUAAAGGUUGCAAGGUCUUAACCCAUCUGCCGAGCCUAAGAGAAGUACCACUCGUAACCUUUUUGUGUCUCGAUUACUGCAGUAAUUUAGUUAAAAUUGAUUGUUCAAUUGGGUUUCUUGAUAAGCUCCUCACCCUGAGUGCUAAAGGAUGCUCCAAGCUGAAAAUUCUAGCACACUGCAUCAUGUUGACUUCUCUCGAAAUUUUGGAUCUUGGGGAUUGCUUGUGUCUUGAGGGCUUCCCAGAAGUAUUGGUUAAGAUGGAGAAAAUAAGAGAAAUAUGUUUAGACAACACAGCCAUAGGCACAUUGCCAUUUUCAAUUGGAAAUCUUGUUGGACUUGAACUCUUGUCCCUGGAGCAAUGCAAAAGGCUGAUUCAGCUACCAGGUAGUAUCUUUACACUGCCGAAAGUUGAAGUGAUAUUUGGUUUUAGGCAUUGGAGAUAUCUAUUCUUUGAAGAGAACCAAGAUGGGAAAGAGUUGAGUUUAGAAGUGUUUCCAAAGGCCAUUCUUGUUUGCCAUCUUGAUCCCAGGCAUUAUCAUCAUCUUGACCUGUAUUAUCUGUACAUGAGUCCUAAUAAUGUCAUCCAAGUAUGCAGUCCUAAUCUGUAUAUGCUCUGUGAUUUCGAUUUGUUGUUCCAAAAGCUUGCAUUGGGUGUCGAGAAGGACUGGUUUCGCAGAUGCAGGAAAUGGUCAAUGAAUUUCUCGUUUCGAAAAAAGUUUCCUAAGAUUGCGGUAUGUUGUUCUAUAAUAUCUAGAUUGAAAAGUGUCAUGGAAAUGGUGUUGAUUUUGAAGUUCAGCGUACUCAUCAAUGGCACUAUGCAAUUUAGUUCUUCAUGUAAUUACAUAUUUAGAACAUGGGACCCGAUACUCUGGUGUGAUCUAGAAUGCAAAGCGGAGGGAAUAUUUUCAGAGCACGAAUGGAAUGAAGCUGAGAUUUUAUUCGAGUUGAAAUGUCCUGCACCAAGUUCUGUAGAAGCAAUGUGGGCCCACAACAUUUCCAUGGAAAUUAUAGACUGGACUCUAAUUGGUGUCUACAAUCAAGGAAACAUUAAGGAUGAUAUUAAAUUCAAAAUGCCGAUGUCAACUUUUUUACUCCCUAACGGAGAACCUCCUUCAUUACCUGGUUGUUUGUACUAUGUUGUUAGUCAUGUGACCGAUAAGCUUGUAUUGGUGGUAGACGAUGGAAGGGAGAAGGGUGAACAGGAAGAGAAAAUUAUUGGAUAAAUGACCAUUUUAGUCUCUUAAUAUGUACAUCUGUAACAAUUUAGUCUUCGAAAGAAUACAAAUCCUGUUUUAGUUCUUGAAUGUAUAAGAAAUGUGACAAUCUGAGAAAUGGACACAGUUUUAGAGUAAACAAUAA